AUGAAGUUAUAUGUAUUUCUGGUCAAUACUGGAACCACCCUAACAUUUGACACUGAACUUACAGUGCAAACUGUGGCCGACCUUAAGCAUGCCAUUCAAAGUAAAUACAAGAUAGCUAUUCAGCACCAGGUGCUGGUGGUCAAUGGAGGUGAAUGCAUGGCUGCAGAUCGAAGAGUGUGCACCUACAGUGCGGGGACGGACACAAAUCCAAUUUUUCUUUUUAAUAAAGAAAUGAUAUUAUGUGAUCGGCCACCGGCUAUUCCUAAAACUACCUUUUCAACUGAAAAUGACAUGGAAAUAAAAGUUGAAGAGUCUCUUAUGAUGCCUGCAGUUUUCCACACUGUAGCUUCAAGGACACAACUUGCAGUGGAGAUGUAUGAAGUUGCCAAGAAACUUUGCUCUUUUUGUGAAGGUUUGGUUCAUGAUGAACAUCUUCAACACCAAGGAUGGGCUGCUAUUAUGGCAAAUUUGGAGGACUGUUCAAAUUCCUAUCAAAAGCUCCUUUACAAGUUUGAAAAUAUUUAUUCAAAUUAUCUGCAAUCCAUAGAAGACAUCAAGUUAAAACUUACUCAUUUAGGAACAGCAGUUUCAGUAAUGUCCAAGAUUCCACUAUUGGAGUGUCUAACCAGACAUAGUUACAAGGAAUGUUUGGGAAGACUGGAUUCUUUACCUGAACAUGAAGACUCAGAAAAGGCUGAGAUGAACAGAUCCACUGAACUGGUGCUCUCUUCUGAUAUGCCUAGAACAACUAACAAAUCAUUAUCAACCUCAUUUCACAAGUCAGUGGAACAUAUGGUACCAGAUACUACAGAUGAUGAAAGUGGCAAAGAAGUUAGGGAAUCUUGUCACAGUACUGUCCAGCAUGAUGAAAUUUCAAAAGUUGCUAAAGACGGCAAUCUGCCUUUUUUCAAUGUUUCUUUAUUGGACUGGAUAAAUGUUCAAGAUAGACCUAAUGAUGUGGAAUCUUUGGUCAGGAAAUGUUUUGAUUCUAUGAGCAGACUUGAUCCAAGAAUUAUUCGACCAUUUUUAACAGAAUGCCGUCAAACUAUUGCCAAACUUGAUAAUCAGAAUAUGAAAGCCAUUAAAGGGCUUGAAGAUAGGCUUUAUGCCCUGGACCAGAUGAUUGCUAGCUGCAGCAGACUGGUGAAUGAACAAAAAGAACUUGCUCAGGGAUUUUUAGCUAAUCAGAUGAGAGCUGAAAACUUAAAAGAUGCAUCUGUAUUGCCUGAUUUGUGCCUGAGUCAUGCAAAUCAGUUGAUGAUUAUGUUGCAAAAUCAUAGAAAACUAUUGGAUAUUAAACAGAAGUGUACCACUGCCAAACAAGAACUAGCAAAUAACCUACAUGUCAGAUUGAAGUGGUGUUGCUUUGUAAUGCUUCACGCUGAUCAAGAUGGAGAGAAAUUACAAGCUUUACUCCGUCUUGUAAUAGAGCUGUUAGAAAGAGUCAAGAUUGUUGAAGCUCUUAGUACAGUUCCUCAGAUGUACUGCUUAGCUGUUGUUGAGGUUGUAAGGAGAAAAAUGUUCAUAAAACACUACAGGGAGUGGGCUGGUGCUUUAGUCAAAGAUGGAAAGCAGUUAUAUGAAGCUGAAAAAUCAAAAAGAGAAUCUUUUGGGAAAUUAUUCAGGAAAUCUUUCCUAAGAAAUCGGCUGUUUAGGGGAUUGGACUCCUGGCCCCCUUCCUUUUGUACUCAAAAGCCACGAAAGUUUGACUGUGAGCUUCCAGAUAUUUCGUUAAAAGAUUUACAAUUCCUGCAAUCAUUUUGUCCUUCAGAAGUUCAGCCAUUCCUCAGGGUUCCCUUACUUUGUGACUUUGAACCUCUACACCAGCAUGUUCUUGCUCUGCAUAAUUUGGUAAAAGCAGCACAAAGUUUGGAUGAAAUGUCACAGACCAUUACAGACCUUCUUAGUGAACAAAAGACCUCUGCAAGUCAGGCAUCUCCACAGUCUGCUUCGUCACCAAGGACAGAAAGUGCAGCAGGAAUUACAACUACUACCUCACCAAAAACUCCUCCUCCACUCACUGUUCAGGAUCCCUUAUGUCCUGCAGUAUGUCCCUUAGAAGAAUUAUCUCCCGAUAGCAUUGACGCACAUACAUUUGAUUUUGAAACUAUCCCCCAUCCAAACACAGAACAAACUCUUGACCAAGGUUCUUUAGACUUGGAUUCACUAGCAGAAAGUCCUGAAUCAGAUUUUAUGUCUGCUGUGAAUGAGUUUGUAAUAGAAGAAAAUCUAUCAUCUCCUAAUCCUAUAAGUGAUCCACAAAGCCCAGAAAUGAUGGUGGAAUCACUGUAUUCAUCAGUUAUCAAUGCAAUAGAUAGCAGACGUAUGCAGGAUACAAAUAUUAUUGGUAAAGAGGAUUCAGGAAAUUAUGCUUCAAAUGUCCAAUUGGAAAAAUGUAGAGUUGUUGCCCAAGACUCUCACUUCAGUAUACAAACCAUUAAGGAAGAUCUUUGUCACUUUAGAACAUUCGUUCAAAAAGAGCAGUGUGACUUCUCAAAUUCUUUAAAAUAUACAGCAGUUGAAAUAAGAAACAUUAUUGAAAAAGUAAAAUGUUCUCUGGAAAUAACACUACAAGAAAAAUAUCAAAAAGAACUUCAAACUUUAAAAAAUGAAUAUGAAGCUAAACUUGAUGCACUAAUAAAGGAGAGUGAAGAAAAUGAAAACAAAAUUAAAAAAUUGAAAGGCGACCUAGUAUGUCUUGAGGAAGUUUUACAAAAUAAAGAUAAUGAAUUUGCUUUAGUUAAACAUGAAAAAGAAGCUGUCAUCUGCCUACAGAAUGAAAAGGAUCAGAAGUUGUUAGAGAUGGAAAAUAUAAUGCACACUCAAAAUUGUGAAAUUAAAGAACUGAAAGAGUCCCGAGAAAUAGUGUUAGGAGACUUAAAAAAGCUCCAUGUUGAAAAUGAUGAGAAGAUACAGUUAAUGAAAACAGAAUUUCAGUGUUUAGAGCAAAGUCAUCUUAAGGAAUUAGAGGAUACUCUGCAAGUCAGGCAUACACAGGAGUUUGCAAAAGUUAUGUCAGAGCACAAAGUUUCUUUGGAGAAAUUAAAAGAGGAAAAUCAACAAAGAAUAGAUCAGAUAGAAGAGUCUCAUGCAACAGUUGUUCAGGAAAAAGAACAACAGCUGCAGGAAUUAAAACUCAAGGUUUCCGAUUUGUCUGAUAUGAGAUGCAAGCUAGAGGUUGAACUUGCAUUGAAGGAAGCUGAAACUGAUGAAAUAAAACUGUUGCUGGAAGAAAGCAAAGCCCAGCAGAAGGAGACCUUAAAAUCUCUCCUUGAACAAGAGACAGAAAAUUUGAGAACAGAGAUAAGUAAGUUAACCCAAAAGAUUCAAGAUAAUAAUGAUAAUUAUCAGGUAGGUUUAGCAGAGUUGAGAACUUUAAUGUCAAUUGAAAAAGAUCAGUGUAUUUCAGAGUUAAUCAGUAGGCACAAAGAGGAAUCAGAUAUGCUUAAAACUGAGUUAAACAAAGUAACAUCUCUGUAUCACCAAGCAUUUGAAAUAGAAAAAAACCUAAAAGAUCAAAUAGUUGAACUGCAGAAUAAAUUGGAUUCAGAAUUGAGUACUCUUGAAAAGCAGAAAGAUGAAAAGAUAAUCCAACAAGAGGAAAAAUAUGAAGCAAUUAUCCAUAAACUUGAGAAGGACAAAGAAAACUUGGUCACAAGCCAGGACCAAGACAGAGAACAGUUAAUUCAGAAGCUGAAUUGUGAAAAAGAAGAAGCCAUUCAGACUGCUCUCAAAGAAUUUAAAAGGGGUAGAGAUGCUGUUGAGAAAGAGCUGCUAGAUACAGUUCAACAUCUUGAGACUCAGUUAGCAAAAAGCCCUGCCUUUGAAUCUACCAGAGAAGAGUCUUCAAGUUUAGUUUCUGAACUUCAAGAAAAACUUCAGGAGGAAAAAGCUAAGUUUCUAGAACAACUUGAAGAGCAAGAAAAAAGAAAGAAUGAAGAAAUACAAAAUGUUCGAACAUCUUUGAUCGCUGAACAACAGACCAAUUUUAACACUGUUUUAACAAGAGAGAAAAUGAGAAAAGAAAAUAUAAUAAAUGAUCUAAGUGACAAGUUGAAAAGUACAAUGCAGCAACAAGAACGAGAUAAAGAUUUGAUAGAGUCACUUUCUGAAGAUCGAGCUCGUUUGCUUGAAGAAAAGAAAAAACUUGAAGAGGAAGUCAGUAAGUUGCGUAGUAGCAGCUUUGUUCCUUCAGCUUAUGGAACUGCAGCCCCAGAGCUUUAUGGAGCUUGUGCCCCUGAACUUCCUGGUGAAACAGAGAGAUCCACUAUGGAAGCAGCAGAGGAAGGGAGAUUGGAUUCAGCAAUGGAGACAAGCAUGAUGUCUGUGCAAGAAAAUGUUCAUAUGCUGUCUGAAGAAAAACAGAGGAUAAUGCUGUUAGAACGAACAUUGCAAUUGAAAGAAGAAGAAAACAAGCGGUUAAAUCAAAGACUUAUGUCUCAGAGCAUGUCUUCAGUAUCUUCAAGGCAUUCUGAAAAAAUAGCUAUUCGAGAUUUUCAGGUGGGAGAUUUGGUACUCAUCAUCCUAGAUGAACGCCAUGACAAUUAUGUGUUAUUUACUGUUAGUCCUACCUUAUAUUUUCUGCAUUCAGAAUCUCUACCUGGCCUGGAUCUCAAACCAGGUGAGGGUGCUUCAGGUGGAUCUAGAAGACCCUGGGUACUUGGGAAAGUAAUGGAAAAGGAAUACUGUCAAGCCAAGAAGGCACAAAAUCGAUUUAAAGUUCCUCUGGGGACAAAGUUUUAUCGAGUAAAAGCAGUGUCCUGGAAUAAGAAAGUAUAACUUACAGAAGGAAUUAACAACAUUCUUUGAUAUUUUUCUGACCUGUCCUACAGUGCUCAUUCAUCACUCCGAAAACAGCAGGCCAUCUUUUUAUACAAAGUCAGCUUGACAAUACUCUUUAUUGAUGUACAACAGUGAAUUUUUAACUGGCUACAUUUUAGGAACAAUAAAUUCAUCAAAAUUCUCAGCUGAAUUAAUAUGGGUUUUUUUGUUUUGUUUUUUUUUAACCCAGAUAAACCUAGAAAUACGGACCAAACUAGUUCAUUUUCUCAAAGGGCAUACCCUGUGCAUUGUGGCUUAUAAUUAGCCAUAUUAAUUGCCUGUUGAAUAUACAUUAGCUUGAACUUAGAUG
Molecule: messenger RNA, 5131 nt
Organism: Chrysochloris asiatica (Cape golden mole)
Lineage: Eukaryota; Metazoa; Chordata; Mammalia; Afrosoricida; Chrysochloridae
Gene: RB1CC1
Product: RB1-inducible coiled-coil 1
Exons: 22
Coding region: 1-4779 (1592 amino acids)
Biological process (GO): piecemeal microautophagy of the nucleus; glycophagy; autophagosome assembly
Cellular component (GO): extrinsic component of membrane; Atg1/ULK1 kinase complex; phagophore assembly site membrane
Molecular function (GO): molecular adaptor activity; protein kinase binding
Source: RefSeq, a predicted model, not a curated record